Molecule: messenger RNA, 867 nt
Organism: Coniophora puteana RWD-64-598 SS2
Lineage: Eukaryota; Fungi; Basidiomycota; Agaricomycetes; Boletales; Coniophoraceae
Exons: 2
Coding region: 1-867 (288 amino acids)
Source: RefSeq, a predicted model, not a curated record
AUGAAGCACGUCCUCACCAAGGAUAUGAUGCGUGCGUUCUUGGAGAUCAUUUAUGUUCUUGACACCAGAUCGACAAAGCCAGUCCCCUGGAAGAGCCUCACCCCAGUCAUCCAGUCCGAUGGUAUACUUGCACCACUGCCUUACCACCUGCAUCGGCCACUGCUGGAUGGAUUGAUUCUUUGCAAUCUGAGCAAGAUGAAUGUCUCCGACAUUCGGACCAUCUUUGGCGAAUGGCUGAAGCACCAGGGUGAUGAGGAGGAUCCAGUUCACUUCACCUGUCCUCUUUCUUCAGGAUCAACCCCCACCCCCACUACAUCAUCUGCUCCGGCUCAGGUUGCCCUUUCUUCUCACUCUACCACCACACCUGUUAACUCCACUGCGGCGGUGACUCAGGAUGCACCAUCUGGAAGUCGCAGCUCCGACACUAGCCCCUCUUCUGAGGAUUCUCCCUCUGCUGAGACUGCCCAGUCCGCUGCUGAGACAACAUUACCCGUUGCCGAGCCAGUUGGUGCACCAUCGGCCACUAGCCCGUUGUUAGACACCCAGGCAGAAUCUGCCUCAGGACGACUGUGGCCAUCCAACCCAAGCCAGCUGACUAGCCAGCCAGAGGUGUCGGAUGCCAACAAGGAGAACUGUCACGGAGAGGGGUCGGAUAGAAGCAAAGAGAAUCCUGCGGUUGAGGCUCCAGGUGUUCAAACACGGAAGAGACGGCAUGACGUAGUGACGGAACCCAGGAAGACUUGCAAGAUUGGCGGACACGACAACUCGCCUAGAGCUAGGCGCCGAAUUAAGGGGCUUCAACCAGGGGGUGCCAAGCGAGACGGCCUUAGAAAGAACGUCGGAAGGCCGGAUCGUCGUCGUAACUGA